Limanda limanda (common dab) is the source of this 571-nucleotide messenger RNA. RefSeq names its product apolipoprotein C-I (gene apoc1). Gene Ontology annotation, molecular function: fatty acid binding; phospholipase inhibitor activity. The transcript is spliced from 4 exons. Gene Ontology annotation, cellular component: very-low-density lipoprotein particle; extracellular region; high-density lipoprotein particle. The record is from RefSeq and is a predicted model, not a curated record. NCBI's taxonomy places the organism in Eukaryota, Metazoa, Chordata, Actinopteri, Pleuronectiformes, Pleuronectidae. Gene Ontology annotation, biological process: negative regulation of lipoprotein lipase activity; very-low-density lipoprotein particle clearance; negative regulation of cholesterol transport. The coding region runs from base 106 to 345 and encodes 79 amino acids.
CUGCCGGGGCCGAGCAGGAUUAUAAAAAGCGACCCACAUAGGAGCUCAAACACUCCCGAUUGAUUCCCCUUCUGAGACCCGAAGAACCAGACACUCGCAGCCAAGAUGAGAGUCUUCCUCGCAGUUGCCGUGCUGAUGCUGGCUUUCGUCGCCUACACAGAGGCUCAGGAGGAAACCAUGAAAGACAAGUUCACCAGAUUUGGGGAGAAGGUGUCUGAGCUAAGCCAGACCAUGGCUGACAAGGCCAGGUCCACCUUUGAAACUAUUCACAACAGCGAGGCAGCAGUCAAAACCCGCGACUGGUUCGAGGAGAGGAUGCAGCAGAUCAAGAACUCGUUCCAGUGAAGUAGAUGAAAAGAUGGUGUCAGCGGUCGUCCCCCCCCCACACUCACGUAUCACUCACAUCACCCUCCUGACCAGCAGCAACGUGAAAAGUACCACCAAAUAAAAUAAAAGGUUUUCGGUGAUAACAUUAAAAUUUAUCCUGCAAAGAAAAUAUGAAAUGGGUCAAUGUAAUGCGUGGAAGCAGAUAUGUUGUUUGAUACGAAUAAAUGAACAAUUCUGGUCUAUA